UUGGUCAGACCAGUGUUGGACUUCGCCUAGAAUAGUAAGAAAAAUUCCGAGAACGACUACGUUUUCACAAAACAAACGGGUGAAAAUAAGAAAACAAAAUAGAAAAAGAAAAAAACACAAAUUAAGUGCAACACCUCCGCCCUGAUGGCAUUAAACUUAUUGAAAUCUAAUUAAAUUUAUAAGAUUUUUUUAUAAUUUUACAAUAAAACGAAAGUUACUCGAACGAUUAACAAAAAUACGAAUAUUUUUUAAACAUUAUUUUGCUUAGUUGCCAAAAUAAACAUGAUUACUUCCACAAAACGCCUGUACCCACUGGCGUUAUUAGCAUUUGUCUUCACAUGUUUUGUGUUUACGGUCGAAGCCCAAUUAGCUGGUAAACUCAUACAAAAUCCCUGUGUCAACAAACGCACUUGUCACGAGUGUAUACAAACACAAAGUUGUGCCUGGUGUAUGCAACCGGACCAUGGUGACAAACCUAGAUGCUUCCAACACAGUUAUUCCAAUGUUUGCCCAGAGGAAUUCAUCUGGAAUCCAGAUACAGUACAAAGUUUUACCAUGAAUCGUGAACUGACACGUGCCGGCUAUGCUGCAGCUGCUGGUGGUGGUCAAAUGUCCUAUGGUGGUUCAUACUAUGCCAACUCUUCGUAUAGUAGUUCUUCAUCGGGUUCGUAUUCUGGAUCGUAUGGCGCCUCUGGAUCUGCAAGUGGUGCAGCUGCUGCUGGCAGUUUUAGCGGCAGUGACAUUGUACAAAUUAGCCCUCAAAGAGUUUCUUUAAAAUUGCGUAUAAAUGAACUGCAUAGUUUAAAUAUGCGUUAUUCCCAGGCUGAAGACUAUCCUGUUGAUUUAUACUAUCUUAUGGACUUGUCAAAAUCUAUGGAAGAUGAUAAAGAAAAGUUAUCUGCCUUGGGCGAUUUACUUUCAGAAACUAUGCGUAAUAUUACCUCAAAUUUCCGUUUAGGUUUCGGCUCAUUUGUUGAUAAAGUUUUAAUGCCCUAUGUUUCGACUAUACCCAAAAACAUGAUCGAGCCAUGUGCAGGCUGUGCUGCACCUUAUGGUUAUAAAAAUGCAAUGCCUUUAAGCACGGAUACAUAUCGGUUCUCAACUGAAGUAAAAAGAGCUGCUGUUUCUGGUAAUUUGGAUGCUCCUGAAGGUGGUUUUGAUGCCAUUAUGCAAGCUAUAGCUUGUCGUCAACAAAUCGGCUGGCGUGAACAGGCUCGUCGUUUGUUGGUGUUCUCAACAGAUGCUGGUUUCCAUUAUGCUGGUGAUGGCAAGCUCGGUGGUGUUAUUGCUCCCAAUGAUGGUGAAUGUCAUUUAAAUUCGGCUGGUCUCUAUACUCACUCGGUUAUUCAAGAUUAUCCUAGUAUUUCCCAAAUUAAUCAUAAAGUCAAACAAAAUUCCAUUAACAUCAUUUUUGCUGUAACUUCAAGUCAACAUUCUGUUUAUGAGAAAUUAUCGCAACAUAUUGAAGGUUCAUCCAGUGCCAUAUUAUCGAAUGAUUCUUCUAACGUGGUUGACUUGGUUAGAGAGGAAUAUAGUAAAAUAUCUUCUUCUAUUGAAAUGAAAGAUAAUGCCACAAGCCAUGUUAAAAUCACCUAUCACUCAUCGUGUUUGAAUGGUGGCUCCGAAAUACCCACUUCAAAAUGUGAUGGCCUUAAGGUCGGUGACGUUGUCAAUUUUACCGCUCAAAUUCUGGUUACAUCCUGUCCCACAGACCCCGCCGAAUGGAAUCAAGUUAUUCAAAUCUACCCUGUAGGUAUUAAUGAAAGUUUGGUUAUCGAUUUGGAGAUGUUGUGCUCCUGUCCUUGUGAAAAACCCGGCUCAACUGGUUAUCACAUCAACUCCCCUGUUUGCAACAACCAUGGUACCUAUAUGUGUGGUAUCUGUGAGUGUGAUGAUAUGCAUUUCGGUCACAAUUGUGAGUGUUCUACCACGGAUGUACAUUCGGAAAAGGGUAAAGAUUUUGGUUGUCGCGCCGAUAAUGUAACAACAAUUGACUGUAACGGUCGUGGUACUUGUUUGUGUGGCGUGUGUGAUUGUGAGAAACGUGCUAAUCCUGAGGAAAUCAUUUCUGGUCGUUUCUGUGAAUGCGAUAAUUUCUCCUGUGAUCGCCAUGAACAGCAAUUGUGCUCGGGUCCCGAUCAUGGUGUUUGUGAGUGCGGUAGUUGUGUGUGUAAACCUGGUUGGACUGGUACAGCUUGUGAUUGUCGGGAUUCAAAUGAUACAUGUAUUCCACCCAAUGGUGGUGAAAUUUGUUCAGGACAUGGCGAAUGUGAAUGUGGUGUAUGCAAAUGUAAAUCCACCGAAGAAGGACGUUAUUCCGGCAAAUACUGUGAGAAGUGUCCCACAUGUUCUGGCCGUUGUCACGAGCUUAAAGAUUGCGUUCAAUGUCAAAUGUAUAAGACUGGUCCAUUGAAGGAGGAUAAAGAUUGUGCUGCCAAUUGCACAACAUUUGUACCGAUUGCCGUAGAAAAAGUUGAACUCGAUGAGAAGAAAGAAGAAAAUAUCUGUAUAUUCUAUGACGAAGAUGAUUGUAAAUUUACUUUCAAAUACAGCGAAGAAGAUGACAAAGUAGAAGUGCACGCUCAGCAGGAACGUGAAUGUCCUCCUAAAGUCUUCAUGUUGGGUAUUGUUUUAGGUGUUAUAGCUGCCAUUGUAUUGGUUGGUUUAGCCAUAUUGUUAUUAUGGAAACUAUUGACUACUAUCCAUGAUAGACGUGAAUUUGCUAGAUUCGAAAAAGAACGCAUGAACGCCCGAUGGGAUACGGGUGAAAAUCCAAUUUAUAAACAAGCCACAUCUACCUUCAAAAACCCAACGUAUGCUGGCAAAUAAGAAGAGAUUUUUUGCGAUUUUUUUCUUUUUAGUAUAAGAAAAAUAUAAUGCCAUAAAAAACGAAACGUUUUAAGCAAUGUAAAUUCUUUUGGUUUAACAAAACUAAUCUUUCUGUUUAACUGCCAGUAAAAGUCUAAAAUAGUUUAUCUAAAUUUUUCAACAUAACCAAAACUUAACUUUGAAACCCUCCAUUUUGUUUUAAUUUAAUGCUAUCCUUUUAUUUUCUACUUUUAUUGACGAAAGUGUAUUAAUACUAAAUAUGUGCCUCAAAACAAACAAAAAGAAAGAACUAUUUAUCAAUAUUUAUAUUUUUACACCGAAAUAUAUUUUGUACUUUUUAUAACAGUAAAAAACAAAAGGAACAACCGAUUUUUAUUAAUAGUUUUUAAGUAAAACUUAGCAUGAGUUUUUAAAUAGAAAUAAUAAUCCAAAAUGCCUUGUAACCAAAUUAAAACAUUGAAAUGAUAUAAUAUUUUAUAUUUAUAAAUAUAAAAACGCAACAAUAUUGCAAUAUUUGCCCCAAAAACAUAAAAUAAUUUUUAAAUUAUUUAUUUGCUAAAUAAUUUAAAUCUAUAUUUUUUAAGACUUUUUUUAAAACAAUAUAAAAAAAGAACUAUUGUAUUCUGUCAGCUGUAUUUAUAAGAAAGAUUCGGUCAUGCGGUUACAAAAAUGUCUAAAUUUAUUGUAGCCACUUUAGAUUUUUUUUAUUAUUAAUGUGGUUGAAUACGUUUAUUUCUGUAUUAACAAAUUCAUUUUUAUUUUUGUUCUAUUGUAACUUGUGUGUAUUUUUUUUAGUUCAUUUCUACAUAAUUAAGUUCUAUUUAACACUUAAGUUCUCCCUUUUACUUUUUCUUAGUUAAUAUUGUUUAUUUUUGUAAGCUUUUUUAUAAUUUGUAUAAAUUUUUAUGUUUAUGUUUUUAAGUUCAGUUUUUUUUUCAUUGUGUAAUUUGUACUGAUUAAUAUUAACAAUAAAACAAAACAAAUUAAAUAAAAAAUAAAAA
This is a messenger RNA of Calliphora vicina (urban bluebottle blowfly), 3830 nucleotides long. Its product is annotated as integrin beta-PS-like. The transcript is spliced from 9 exons. NCBI's taxonomy places the organism in Eukaryota, Metazoa, Arthropoda, Insecta, Diptera, Calliphoridae. Gene Ontology annotation, cellular component: focal adhesion; cell surface; integrin complex. Gene Ontology annotation, molecular function: integrin binding. The record is from RefSeq and is a predicted model, not a curated record. Gene Ontology annotation, biological process: cell-matrix adhesion; integrin-mediated signaling pathway; cell migration. The coding region runs from base 283 to 2829 and encodes 848 amino acids.